This is a messenger RNA of Raphanus sativus (radish), 2966 nucleotides long. RefSeq lists its product as uncharacterized. The transcript is spliced from 8 exons. Lineage: Eukaryota; Viridiplantae; Streptophyta; Magnoliopsida; Brassicales; Brassicaceae. The record is from RefSeq and is a predicted model, not a curated record. The coding region runs from base 178 to 2889 and encodes 903 amino acids.
ACUUCGUGACAACCCGGCUCCCCCUCUGUUAUACACCCAGCAACUCUCUGUCUCUCAUAUAUAUACUAAAGCUGCGAAUCUCAUCAUCAUCGUCGUCAUCUAUCCCGAAGAACUCUGUUUAGCAUCUCUUUCCAAUCCACUUUAAUUCAAUUCCCUCUACAUACUAGUGUAGAAAAGAUGCCGUGUUUAGCACACAGGAAUGAGCAUUACUCUUCUGGGUUUUGGUCCAAGGACGUUGAUGGCGUCAGCUACAAUCAACUUCACAAGUUUUGGUGCGAGUUGUCUCGGGAAGGUAGACAGGAGCUUCUCAGGAUUGAUAGGCAGGCUGUUCUUGAGCAAGCUCGUAAGAACAUGUGUUGUUCUAAAUGCAUUGGCCUGCUGCUUGAAGACUUCUUGCAGAUUGUUUCAAGCGGGAAGCAGUCCUUGAAACAUAAAGGAGAUCUUCCAUGCAACAGAUCAGGAGCUUUAAGAGAUCAGAGUAAGGUUGCUAGUCACAGAUGUAGCGGUGAGUUGCAAGACCCCGGUGUUCAUCUAUGGGGAGGUCUCACCGCAACACGCGAUGGAUUACUCACAGUUCUUGACUGCUAUUUGUAUGCAAAAUCUUUCAAAGGGCUUCAGAACGUGUUUGAAAGUGGCAGAGCUCGCGAGAGGGAACGUGAGUUGCUCUAUCCUCAUGCUUGUGGAAGAAGUCAAGGGAUGAUUGGUUAUGGUAAAAGCCAUGGAACAACAAGAGAAACAUGUGCUUUACAUACCACAAGGCUCUCUUGUGAUACAUUAGUAGCAUUUUUGUCUGCGCUUGAAGAGGAAAGUAGACAAUCACUUUUGAGGAUGAAAGAAGAGGAUUUCAUUGAAAGACUAACCAACAGAUUCAAAUGCAAGAAGUUUUGUAAAGACUGCAGAAGAAAUGUUAUUAGGGAGUUUAAAGAGCUUAAGGAACUUAAACGAAUGCAGAGAGAACCACAAUGUACCGACUGGUUUUGUGUUGCCGACACAGCCAUUCAGUAUGAGGUGGGCAUUGAUUACGUCAGAGCAGAUUGGAGUCAAUAUUUUAGAGAGAAUGAUGGAUAUCAGUACAUCGAGUGGGCUAUUGGAACUGAAGAAUGGGAAACCGAUAUCCUCAAGUACCAAUAUGUAGGCAAUGAUGGGAGCGGGCAAGUCAAUGGCCUAGACCUUCGUGGAUUACGCCAAUGCUACAUCACUGUCAGGGCUUUUAAAGACAAUGGCCGCAGCUCUGAGAUAUCAGUCAAAGCCCAUGCAUUGAGAGGCCUAAAACAACAAUGCGUUCACUCAUGGUUUGUGGCUGGAGAUGGGUUCUUUUCGGUUAAAAGAGGGGACUGUAUAAGAGUGCUUUUUGAGCAUGCUGAAGAUGUGGAGGAACAAGAGGAUGAAGUCCUGGUUGAUAAAGAUGGGAAUGAGGUUGGUGGUGAGUGCUUGCGUCCACAGAAGCAUGCUAAGACUCCAGAACUAGCUCGAGAGUUUCUUUUAGAUGCUGCAGCUGUUAUUUUUAGGGAGCAGGUUGAAAAGGCAUAUAGGGAGAGUAGAGCCCGUGAAAAUGCACACAGUAUAUUUGUAUGCCUUUCAACUAAGCUAUUAGAGCAACGUGUUCACAUUGCCUGCAAGGAGAUUGUCACCUUGGAGAAUCAGAAAAGACUUGUCGAGGAAGAAGAGAAAGAAAAGCUUGAAGAAGAGGAGCGAAAAGGAAGGAAAAGAACAAAGGAAAGGGAGAAAAAAAAUCGCAGGAAGGAGAGGUUGAAGGAAAAAGAGCAGAAGAAGAAUCCAAAGUUUAGUGAUAAAGUAGUUUUGUCAAGGGAAGAAGCAGGGUUCCUGGAUCUUGAUGAGGAAAUGAACAGUAGUGUAAGCUGCGAGGAGGAGGCAGCAACUGAAACUGGAGAUGUAGAUCUGUCUCCACCUGAGGAUCAAGGUGGAGAUUGUUUGGAUGGUUGGAAACGGGUGAGUUACAACAAAGGAAGUAGGCAAGAAGUUACAACCCACUAUUGUGAAGAAGAUGGAAAGGGGUGCUUUACAACAAAGGAAGUAGGCAAGAAGAUGGAGGAAGUUGGCAUAAGAGAGAAGAAGAAUGAUGACAUGUACUCCAAAGAUCCUAUGAUGAUGAGUAGAACCUCAAGUUCAGAUAACUGCUCUUCAUGUCUUAGUGAAGGAGAUAGCAACGAAUCCCCCUCUAUGUCUGAUUCUGAUGAUGUCAGUCAGCACUCUGAAGGAAGAGAGGAUCUAGUGUCUACUGAAAACUAUAUGCCUGACUGUCACCAGAAGAUGACAGAGAAGAAUAUUGAUGAAAGAGACCUUUUAAGAAUUAAGAAUAUGUCUAAUCUUCCAGCUGAUAAUAUGGUACCCAGUGUUGAUACUGGUUCCUCCUACCUGUCCCAGCCACAAACCAUGAUGUUUCCCCAAAGGCCUCCAGUCUUCCAGGCUCCUGGUUACUACCAUCAAGCUCCUGUCUCUUGGUCUGCAGCUCCAGCCAAAGGACUAAUGCCAUUCCCUCCUCAUCCGAACCCCAUUGAACCUCUUGGAUAUGGGACCCCAUUGAACCAUUCAGCAACCCCUUUCUUCAACUCCAAGACAGCUCCACUUUUUCAUCCGUACCAAGCUCAGACUCUUGAGCCAUUGGAACACAGUUAUCUGAAGGAAGCAGCAGAUGAAAGGAAAGACAUGGAAACUCCAAGCAGUAGAGGUCCCCAAACUGAUAGUGACAAAAACUUCUCCUUGUUCCACUUUGGUGGUCCGGUUGCUCUGUCUACAGGAAGUAAGUCAGGAAAUCAUGUUUUUGGUGAUCUCACCGGCAAUUGCAAGAAUAAGAAAGAAGAGAGGAGAGUAGGUGAAGAGUACAACUUGUUUGCAAAAAAUAACAGUUUGAGGUUUUAUAUCUUCUAAAAUGUUUUAUCAUACAAUCUCUUGGGACUUGCUUAUUGUGAUUCAUUACUCAGUAAAAUCUUUGUUUGGUUGUUUUA